CGUUACGGGAGGGAAAGCCGAUGCAGGUCAGCAAAUCUCGUCAUGGCGCCAGGAUGGCGAGAGCUCCAGACGUUUCUAUCCUUGAUCCUCACACCACCCAGCCCGGUAUAUCGCCCUACCCCUCUCCAACGCGAUUCCCCAGCCUGUCCAAUUGUCGCAGUUGGAUGCGCUUGACCAUGCGACUUCAUCACCGGAGAUAGACGACCGCGCGUUCCAGGCUGCCUUGAGCUCCUACCUAUACCAUUUUAUAUCUUCCGCCUUCUACCGCCCACCCACGCCUACAGAAACUCCGAUUUGACCACGACGACGUCGCCAUGGUCAAGUUCUACUCAUCCAACGAGACGUACUCGUACCCGUUCCCCGCCGUCUCGCUCGCCUACUUCCUCCGCUACCCGAACCCUUACUCCACGCACGUGCUCUCCACCGACACCAUCGCCCGUAACUACGAUCCGGAGACUCAACGCCUGACGACUAUUCGCCUCCACCUAAAGCGCUCUAAAGUGCCUUCCGCUGUUCUGAAGCUCGUACCGCGGUCAUUACUUGGCACUUCAGCUAGCGGAGAAUCGCAGACCUACAUUCUCGAGAAGUCGGUCGUAGAUAUUAAAGAGGGAUGGAUGGACACGGAGUCACGGAACCUGGAAUGGACAGGUGUGUUGUCUGUCGUAGAGAGGCAGAAGUUCAUACGUCCGUCGCCGUUGGUACCUGAAGACGUGAAGAUGCGGCAAGCCAUGGACGGUGCCACGCAACGCCAGGGCUUCAUCAACUUUGGCGGCAAGGGUGCAGGUGCCAGGGUCGAGGAUUCGGGUGAGACUACUGACGUCAUAAGCUCUGUCACACUACACAGUCACAUUGGGGAGACAUGGAAGAAGAAGCGUGCGGCUGCAAGGGAGGACGCCGCGGAUGAGGAACAGCCACAAAAGAUGGGCUUCUUGCGAAGUUGGGGCACCGCGGCUCUCCAGCGAAACAUCGAGAAGAUUGGUUUGUCCCGUGCGCAGCGAAGUCAGCCGAAUGCGCGUGAAGGCAUGAAGGUCGUUUUGGAACGUAUGCGGGAAGGCGGCCUUGUCGGGGUACUGGAGGGCAUGCGACAAGACCGCGAGGCCAUUCUCGCCGGUCGCCCACUGUCGACCCCAAGGGCGAUCACCAAGGACGAGUAAACUACUUGCCAUUCAGGAUAUGGAGUGGUUUUGAGUUACUCGCUCGAAUGACGAGUCCCAUGUUUCCGAUAUGAAUAUUCAGCGACGGCGUAACGGUCUCUCUCCCUACCUUAUCUCAUUUCGUCAUGUCCUCGCUCUCUUGGUGGGUGAGCCAGGUUUUGU
This is a messenger RNA of Alternaria rosae, 1316 nucleotides long. Its product is annotated as PRELI-like family-domain-containing protein. Bases 315 to 1154 code for a protein of 279 amino acids. NCBI's taxonomy places the organism in Eukaryota, Fungi, Ascomycota, Dothideomycetes, Pleosporales, Pleosporaceae. The record is from RefSeq and is a predicted model, not a curated record. Gene Ontology annotation, biological process: phospholipid transport. Gene Ontology annotation, molecular function: phosphatidic acid transfer activity. The transcript has a single exon. Gene Ontology annotation, cellular component: mitochondrial intermembrane space.